This is a messenger RNA of Aspergillus chevalieri, 1158 nucleotides long. RefSeq names its product putative SIR2 family histone deacetylase. Lineage: Eukaryota; Fungi; Ascomycota; Eurotiomycetes; Eurotiales; Aspergillaceae. The transcript has a single exon. The record is from RefSeq and is a predicted model, not a curated record. The coding region runs from base 1 to 1158 and encodes 385 amino acids. Gene Ontology annotation, molecular function: NAD+ binding.
AUGACGACGCCCUCGAUUAGAAUCCCCUUUACUGGCCGAUUACCUCCGGCGAUUAUUACGCCCCCCUCUGCCCGUACCGUGGCCGGAGCAAUCGAUGCCAUCACAUCCUUUCUAACCGCCCCGCCAUCGCCGCACCUGCGCGGGAUCGAUGUAGGAAGAAACUCCCAGACGGUUUUGUUAACAGGUGCCGGUAUAUCGGUAGCAUCCGGCCUGUCGGAUUAUAGAGGCGAAAAUGGCACGUAUAUAACAAAUAAGACUUAUCGACCCAUAUACUAUCACGAAUUCGUGACACGCCAUGAAUCGCGCAAGAGGUAUUGGGCCCGGAGCUUUGUCGGGUGGCCAGGACUCCAGAAAGCGAAACCAAACAUGACACAUUGGGCAAUCAAAGAUCUUGGUGCGAAGGGAUACCUCAGCUCUGUGGUGACGCAGAAUGUCGAUUCAUUCCAUUCCUUUGCCCACCCGGAGCUCCCCACAAUCGAGCUCCAUGGAUACCUGAGGUCCGUUGUCUGCACUACCUGUCUGAAUCAGUUCUCGCGAGAAGAGUUCCAGAAGUCUCUCGAAAGACUCAAUCCUGCUUGGGCCGAGUUCUUGGCAAAGAUGGUGGAUAUUGGCGCGCUUGACACGGAUAAUCCACGAGAGCAGCGGCGAAAAGGUCUGAAACUCAAUCCCGACGGUGAUGUCGACCUGGCUGAAGCGCCUUAUUCGACAUUUCGGUAUCCCUCUUGCCCGGCAUGUCUGGAGAAACAACCUCAACCCAAGGACUGUACACAAACUCGGGUGGAGGUCGAGAGUGACGGUGCGUGGUUACCAAGCUCGAAUGCCGGGAUCCUGAAACCGGCCGUCAUCAUGUUUGGAGAGAACAUUGACCCUACUGUCAAAACCAUCGCUGAAGAAGCCAUUGAUGAUGCUGGCAGGCUGUUGGUUCUCGGAAGCAGCCUUGCCACCUUUUCUGCGUGGAGACUGGUGGAACGGGCCUAUAAUAGAGGCAUGCCCAUUGGUAUCAUCAACGUUGGUGGUGUGCGAAAUGAAUCUGUAAUCUUCGGAGUCCCUCAGCAUGAGGGCCCCGUUGGAUCGCAGCAUGUCCGGUGCAGCCUUCUAUCUGAAAACAUCCUGCCACCAAUUGCUACUCAGCUACCUCCAUUAAGCAGUCAGAUAUGA